Molecule: messenger RNA, 4610 nt
Organism: Gambusia affinis (western mosquitofish)
Lineage: Eukaryota; Metazoa; Chordata; Actinopteri; Cyprinodontiformes; Poeciliidae
Product: lysine-specific demethylase RSBN1L-like
Exons: 9
Coding region: 81-3794 (1237 amino acids)
Cellular component (GO): nucleus
Source: RefSeq, a predicted model, not a curated record
UGUGCGUCGCGGAAAAAAAAAAAAAACAGCAGCAUCGGUGGCUGUUGGGGAAGAGAGUAAAUAGAGGGAGAAGCCUCAAGAUGGCUGACUCGCACGGCUCUGUUCACCUCUCCGGAGCUCCGGCUGUUGCUGCUUCUCCUUCCGCUACCGGAGCUUCGGUCAAAAACGGAUUCGGUAAGGCAGCCGAGUCGAAGGGAGCCGCUGACAACCGCCCGCAGUGUUCCGGAGAUUUUAGCCCACCCAAGAAGGUCCGAGUCGAGGAGAGGAGCGUUAAACCCAAGAAAGUCAGCAAGGACGCGGGUGAUGGAAGCAACGGCAGCGGGAAAAAGAAAACCCAGCAGCUCACUAAGCAGCAGAAUCGUAGUAGCAGUAGCGCGGGCUUAUGGAGCUUCAGCCCGGUUAAGACGAACAGCAGCAGCAACCCUCCGGUGCCUGCUACCGAUGGAUCCCAGCCACUCAAAGUCUUUAAACAGAGCGAUUUCUUCCUCCACAAGGCGCCUUCCUCGAAAACCAAGUGUAAAGAUAAACAGAAGGAGAAGGAGAGAGAAAAAAGGAAAGGAGGCGGGGAGGAGAAAAAGAAACAUGAACUGUUUGUGACCUCCGGAGUUGGGAAUAAUGUUACUAACAGCAACGACAGUAAAGGGUUUAACAACGUUUCUGCAGCAAAGAGAGAAAAUGGAGAUGUCCUGUUACCAUCAAAAGAAAAUCCCAACAAGGACGAGAUGAAGGCCCGCGAAAAGAAGAAGGUGAAAGAACGAGAGAAGGAGAAGAAAAAGCACAAAGUGAUGAAUGAGAUCAAGAGAGAGAACGGCGAAGUCAAGCAGCCGAUUAAAGAAGAAAAAGAGAAAGCGAAGAUCAAGUUGGAGGAGCUGCAAAUCAAAAAAGUGAAGAAGAAAAAGAAGAAGAAACACAAAGACGGGGAGAAGUACAAGAGAGUGAAGAUGUACCACCGCUCCUGCCAAACCAUCUGCGCCGGCCUGCUUCUCCUACCACCUCCUCCCUCCUCGUCCUCCAACUCCUUCUCCUUCCCCGAGCAAACAAACAACUCUUCUGCGUCGCCCUUCAAGUCUCCUCCACCCGUUUACCUGACGUCCAACAAUAAAAACUCCAAUCUCAGGCCCUCUUCUCCUCCUCCUGCCUCCAAAUCACUCUUCAACUCCUCCAACUCAAAGCUCCCAGUUUCUACAAAACACAACUCGCAGAGGAUCCAUCCUGGAAUGGCAGGCCUCGAGUUUGCGCCCUACAUUUACAUCGAAAACCAGCCGAAUGGAGGGGCUCUGGUAGCUCAUGCGUAUGCGUCUCAGCUCUCCUCUCUCUCUGUGGACCAGAGGCAGAGAUUUGCCCAGGAGUUUGUCACGUUAUCGUUCAGCGAGGACCAGUCCAAGGCAGCUCAUUACGUCAUGGGAAUUGUUCACGGAGAAGCCAAGAACCUUCCCGACUUCUUGGAUUACUUUUCAACCAAGUUCCCGUCGGCUCCUGUCAAAAUGGAAAUACUCGGAAAGAAGGACAUAGAAACAACCACUAUGGCUAAUUUCUACUCUCAGGUGAAGAGAACUUACAGCCACGGUACGUACAGAGCCGGAGCCAUGAGACAGAUCAGUCUGGUGGGAGCCGUGGAUGAAGAGGUCGGGGAUUAUUUCCCAGAGUUCCUCAGCUUGCUGGAGGAGUCCCCCUUCCUGAAGCGGACUCUUCCAUGGGGAACACUUUCCAGCCUAAGAAACAUGAGUCCAACAAAGAGCGACGACGGUCCAAUAAUGUGGGUCAGACCAGGAGAACAGAUGAUACCUGUAGCCGAUAUACCAAAGUCUCCUUUUAAAAGAAAGCGCUCCACUAACGAGGUAAAGAAUCUGCUCCAGUCGAUGCCCCGGACCAGCGAGCCCAGGGAGAUUCUGUUCGAGGACCGGACCCGCGCCCACGCCGAUCACAUCGGCCAGGGCUUCGAGCGUCAGACCACGGCGGCCGUGGGAGUGCUGAAGGCUGUCUGCACUGUAGAAAGGUCGGAGCCGCCUCAUGUAACCAAAGACGUUGUUUGUUUCCAUGCUGGGGAUUUCCCUUACGUCGUCGAGAGGCUGCAGUUGGACUUGUACGAACCGCCGCUGUCUCAGUGCGUCCAGUGGGUGGACGAUGCCAAACUGAACCAGCUUCGGCGGGAGGGCAUCCGCUACGCCCGCAUCCAGCUUUGCCACGACGACAUCUACUUCAUCCCCCGCAACGUGGUCCACCAGUUCAAGACGGUGUCGGCCGUCUGCAGCCUGGCGUGGCAUGUACGCCUGCAGCAGUACCACCAGGAGGAGAAGGGAGAGGAGGAGGAGAAAGCUGGGCUGAAGGAGGAGAAGGAGACGGCGAUGGCUGAGGAGCAGGGUGGCGAGAAGAAGGAGAGGAUAAAGGAGGAGGUGGAUGUGGCAGAAAAACGGACGUUACUCGCUGACAAAAAGGAAGAAGGCGAUGAUCGUCUUCUGUCGUGUCAACCCUCGGAUGAUAUCUCAGAUGCCGGCAGAGACGAAGAGGAGGCGACGCGAAAGAAAGAAGAACCUCACUGGGUUUCUCCUCCUCAAAAGGCGAAGGUAGUAGCUCCAACUUCUCCUCCCUGCAAGAAUAAAUCACCCUCUCCUCUUCAUCUUCCUCCCCCUGUUUCUCCUCAUAUGGACGUGAAAUCCAAAGCCUCAGCUAAACCUCACCUCCCCGGUCACCCUGACAGCAGGACGGCGUCUUCCUCCUUGCCUCAGAAACGCUCCGGUUGCUCCAAGUCUUCCGCCCGCGCAUCAUCCUCGGGAGUCGCCUUCACUUCCUCGCACACUGUGUCUUCUACCUCCCGGUUUCCGUCGGCUUCCUCUUCCUCUCUGACGAGUCCCACGUCUGCGGCAGAGGCUCUCGUGACAACUCUUCCUCUUUCCAGAGUCUCCUCUUCCCUCCAUCUGCCUUCGUCUUCCCAUACGGAGCAACUCGACGAUUCCGGCACGAAGGACUCCGCCCGGACGCCGACGCCGUCCGACUUGUGGACACCGUCGCAGGGGAGACCCGCUGCGGACGUACAGACUCGCUCCGCCCCGGCCGAGCGUUGGACCCGCCCGGCGGCGGACACACGGACACAAACCGCCUCCGAUUCGGAGACGAGGACUCGCGGCUCGGAUCCCGACUCCAGGACUUGUGUCGAUGUGCAGCAGCAUCUGGCGCCAGACGUGACACGGCGAGGGGGGUACAUGCAGCAGUACCCCCCCGAGCACCUCCCGCAGAUGCUCGCCCCUCCUUUUCCCCCUCUCCGCCCCCCCCUUCAGCCUCACGUCCUCCCCCAGACACCCGUCUCCAGUCCCCAUGAGCAGCGCCCUCUGAACUCCUUCCUCAGUCAGGCGCCGUCGCCCCAUUCGGUUCACCUGGGCCACCUGCACCCCCCCCACCCGCCCAGCCUCACCACACAGUCUCAGCCUUACUUCAUGAGCCCUCCCUCCUCCUCCCCCUCUCAGCCAAACGCCCCCCAGUCUCUCUCGCCUCAUUUCUCCUACCACCACCAGUUCGCCAAACCCUUCUUCCCCCCCCAGCACCCCGGCUUCCCCUCUCACCCCUUCCUCCCUCAUCAGUCCUUCCUCCCACAGCCACCCGCUUCUUACCCACUGCAGCCACAGUACCAAACCUCAGCACCGGUGCAGCCCCAGCUGCUUCUGUCGCAGUCGUUUACCUCCUCUCAUGCUCCGCCUCCCCCGUCCUCCACGCCGCCUCCGCUCCCUCCCCCUUUCCCGCCGCCUCCCCCCUUGCCUCAGCCCUCCCCUUCCAUCUUCCCCCCUCCCCCCAAGGCAUGACAACGAGCAGAAGCAGAUUUUAUAGGAGGAUUUGUAUAUACCAAUGGUAAAUUUAAGUAACUGUACAUGUAGGAGGCUUUGUUUUGGUUGUGCCGUUGUAAAGCUGUAAAAAGGGAGUGAGGUGGGAGGAAGUCAAGUUUUUUUUUUUUUUUGUUGUUGUUUUUGUUAAUGAGCAGAGUGGGACUAAAACACGGUGCCUUUCAUAAGAGUUUAUACCCUCAACUAUUCAUUUUGUCACCAUACAACCGUAAACUUCAGUGCAUUUUGCCAGGAUUUUAUAGGACGGACCAACAGGAAGAUGUUUGUAAUCUGGAAAUGGAAGAAAAAUGCUACGCAACUUUAAAACUUUUUAAGGCCACCUUUUGCUGCAAUUACAACUGGAAGGCCUUUGGAGUUUGUUUAUGAAGAAAAGUAUUCCCACAUCAUGUUGCUGCCGCCACCGUGUCCUACAGUGGGGGACGAGGAGUUCAAUCCCUCUCAUUUUGUUUGGUAGUUUUGUUCUAAUGCAACUUUUACCAUCCAAAGAGCCAAUUUUGCCCUCAGUCCAGCUAAAUAAAACAGAUCUAGAUUUACAAAUAUGACCUUACCUUUUGAAAAAAGAUAACACAAUUUUUGAUAAUUAUCCACUGUAAGUAACUUUUUAAAGAGCAACCGUUUCACUCCUAUUUUUAGUUGAGGGUUUUUUUUUGUUUUUAUUUAUCUCGAAAGAAAACAAAACUUGUUUUCAAAAAUAUACUGGCUUCAUGUUCUUGUAUUGGAUGUUAAUAUUUGCAUAGUUUUAGUUUCCAGCCUGCAAAUGAGAAAAAUAGAUCUAGU